AGUGUAAAACCACCUAAAGUUAACUAUCACUGCAGACUUGAAUAAGUCAGCACUUUUAUUUAGAAAGGAUGAUACUCACAGGGAAUGAAGCCAGCGAAACAGCAUAUUUUUUUACUAAAUUUGACACAAAUGUAGUUUCCUUCAAAGUGUAAUUAAAGCGCACAUUUGCUUCGAAUCGUCUGAGAAUCUUCGGUCCACUUAUAUUUUAUAAAUCAAUGAACAAAUUCGGGAAGAACUUUAAAGAAGCGUACAUACAAAAUCCGUUUGUGUUUUGUGACUUGUUUAUCGAGAUAACGCAACGAACCAUAACUACGAUAAUCGUGUUCAAAAUUAAGUUCAAGUGGUUGCUGUUUUUGUUCCGGUUAUUUCAGAAAUACAACAUGGACGAAAUCAAUAUAGACAAACCGCUAUGGGAUUUGAACGCAUUUACCGGCCGUUUCAUGCAUUUUUUAUGGGUCACCGAUCCUAGAACAUGUUUUACUUCAGAAAAAGAACUGCUGGACGCAAAAGAUUUGGUUUUAAAAGUAAGACAAGGACAACGACCAAAUAAUGUUUCAAUUGAUGAAAUUUAUCGUGCUAAGAAACUUUACGAAAGCGCAUUUCAUCCAGAUAGUGGGGAACUACAAAACAUAUUCGGUCGUAUGAGCUUUCAGAUGCCUGGAGGAAUGGCCAUUACAGGCGCAAUGCUACAGUGGUAUAGAACUAACACGGCGGUAAUCUUUUGGCAAUGGGUUAACCAAUCUUUCAAUGCACUAGUUAAUUACACAAAUAGGAACGCUAAUUCGUCACUGACAACUACUCAACUAGGUGUAUCGUAUGUAACAGCUACGAGUUCUGCGCUUGUAGCAGCUGUGGGUUAUAAAGGCUAUUUAACAAGAACAGCUAGUCCAUUUUUCCAGCGAUAUGUGCCGUUCGUGGCUGUAGCAGUAGCAAAUUGCAUUAAUAUUCCACUUAUGAGACAGAACGAACUGAUAUUUGGAAUUGAUAUCCAAGAUGAUGCUGGUAAUUCAGUUGGUAAAAGUAGAGUCGCUGCCGUUAAGGGAAUAUCUCAGGUAAUUUUGAUUUGAAAACCUUACGUCCAG
This is a messenger RNA of Topomyia yanbarensis, 1082 nucleotides long. It is a transcript of the gene Sfxn2, whose product is annotated as sideroflexin-2. Bases 216 to 1067 code for a protein of 283 amino acids. The transcript has 4 exons. Lineage: Eukaryota; Metazoa; Arthropoda; Insecta; Diptera; Culicidae. Gene Ontology annotation, biological process: monoatomic ion transport; serine import into mitochondrion. Gene Ontology annotation, cellular component: mitochondrial inner membrane. The record is from RefSeq and is a predicted model, not a curated record. Gene Ontology annotation, molecular function: monoatomic ion transmembrane transporter activity.